CCGGCGAGUAUGAAGAUACUCUUUUCAUUAGUUGCACAUACAAGAAAUUCAGAAGUUUGGAACUGAAAGGCAGCCAAGAAGGACAGAAAACAAAAUCAAAUUUUCAGUUCGUUAGAGAAAAAAGUUAAAAGAGAUGUUUCCUUCAAUGAUUUUCAUGUUCUUGGUUGCCUUUCAGUUCCAUACUUUUGAAUUUCUAGUACGUGCAACUGAAGAAAAGAGUAUCUUCAUACUCGUCGGCCAGAGCAACAUGGCUGGCUAAGGUGGUGUGACAAACGGGACUUUGGAUGGUUGUGUCCCUCAUGAAUGCCCGAUUCUUAGACUUAACACAGAGCUGAUGUGGGAGGAAGCACAUGAACCUCUACAUAGAGGCAUGGACACAACUAAAACUGGUGGGAUGGGACCGGGAAUGUCAUUUGCAAAUUCAGUGCUGGAAAGAGAUCUUUGCCUUGGGGUGAUCGGUUUGGUCCCCUGUGCUUCGGGUGGAACCAAUAUAACCGAGUGGAAACGAGGCUCUGAUCUUUAUAAUCGGCUCUUGAAGAGAGCUAAUGCAGCACUACGAGAUGGAAGAAAAAUUUGACCAAUUCUGUGGUAUCAAGGUGAAAGUGAUUCUACAGAUGAAACAGAAAUGUAUAAGACGUUGAUAGAAUUUUUCCUUGACAUCCGGCGAGAUUUAGCUUCCCCUGUGCUCCCAAUUAUUCAGGUGGCGUUGGCUUCAAAUUACGAGGUUGUAAGAAAGGCCCCACUAGAGAUAAAACUUCCAAAUGUAAUAUGUGUUGAUGCCAAGGGACUGGAGGUGAAGAAAAAUGAUACACUUCAUCUUACUACUUCAGCCCAAGUCCACCUGACUAAAAUGUUGGCUAAUGCCUUUUUCGAUAUUGGAAUUUAGUGUAUUGAUCAAGGCAUGGGUGGAAAAAAAAUAUUGAAUGGGUAAUAUAGUGCUUGUUUGAUAUAAAUUUUUAGCAAACGAUUCUAUAAGAAAAUUGUUAAAAGA
Messenger RNA from Olea europaea var. sylvestris, 991 nucleotides. RefSeq names its product probable carbohydrate esterase At4g34215. The transcript is spliced from 2 exons. Bases 626 to 886 code for a protein of 86 amino acids. Lineage: Eukaryota; Viridiplantae; Streptophyta; Magnoliopsida; Lamiales; Oleaceae. The record is from RefSeq and is a predicted model, not a curated record.